AUGAUUGGAUUUACGGAACUCAAGCCACGCUACCUCUCGGUCAACCUCGUGAUCCAGCCCCAACCGUCCGGGACUCGACAACAAUACUGGGACAGAGUCAAGGACGAGAUCAAACGUUUUUGCACCAAACAAUCAACCUCUACUCGUCGCGAACAACAUACAACAAUACGCGACCUCAACAACGUUCGCCAGGCCGUUCUCUUCGAUCUACCUCAAUCCUCCGGCACCACCAAAGCCUCUCUUGCCCAAGAUUUAGACGAACUGGAACUCCUCCAACAGCAAACGAUAGAAGAACUGGACCUUCACGCUCUUCGGUCGGGCACCACCUGGAGAGAGCAAGGGGAGGCUAACACUGGAUACGUUUUCAGGGCGAUUGCAGAACGCUACACGGGCCAGCACCAGACAGGAUCUACGGCUGGUCGGCAUAUUGCCGACAAUGGCAUGGUCCUUACCAAUCUCCGCGACUACUGCAGGAACAGGAAGCUGAAGCAUGUCGGAGUUGUACUGGACCAGGAAAUGGCCUAUGAUAGGGUUCACCCAGACUACCUGGAGAUGGCAGGGAUCAACAUGCAUUCAGCUCGUUCCCUUUCGGUCCUAGGACGCGCUACCAUCGUCAAUGCCCUUAUCCUCUCCCGCCUUUGGCACCUCGCUCAAAACAGCCAGCACACUCCCCCCCCGCUCAAGGCACCCACCAUGCAGGCAGGACUUCCAGAUUCGACCACUUUUCUGGAGAACCCGCUGGAAUGGUGGUUCCCUUCGACGGAUGACAACAACACCACCCUCACCGCACGGAUUGGAGACCUGUUCGCGCUGGAGAUAGACGAGAACAACAAGCUCAAGGUGGCAUACAAGCGCCGACUCUCCAAACCAAUACCCGACGGAUAUCACAAGUAUAUCUGGGCGCGAUACAGACACCACAUGUUGGGGUCGUCGGAGACCGCCUGGCUCAAAGGAUACGCUUGCUGA
Linnemannia hyalina is the source of this 966-nucleotide messenger RNA. Lineage: Eukaryota; Fungi; Mortierellomycota; Mortierellomycetes; Mortierellales; Mortierellaceae. The record is from the annotation of a GenBank genome assembly.